UCUUCCUGAGAUUCCGGAUGCAAACCGUAUUAUUAAUCGCUAUUUCUAGGCGGAAGUGCCGGGCGGGGUCAUUGACGCAAGCAAGCACGUCUUGGGAACUGGAAGCUGGCUGCUCUACGAAGGAGCAUAUAAGGAAGCUUGUGCAGCCCAUGUAGAAGAAGAAUUUCCCCUCCACUCAGAGUCUCGAAUACACAUGCAUAUUGCUCUUCCACUCUAACUUACCAAAAACGACGACGACAUCAUGGCUUCGAAGAGCUUCUACGCCGUUGUCGCCGGUGUCGGCGCCGGCACAGGCCGGUCCGUGGCUCUGCGCUUCGCCCGCUCCUAUCCUGUAGUGCUUCUAGCCCGCAAGCCCGAGAGCUAUGCCGACAUCGUGUCCGAGAUCAAGCAGCAGGGUGGCGAGGCGCUCGGAAUCAGUACCGACGUUUCCGACGCGCAGUCCGUGGCGUCUGCGUUUGAGACCAUCAAGAAGGAACUGCCGGGGAAGACGCUCGCGGCGGCUAUCUACAACGCCGCCGGAGGCUUCGGGAUCAAGCCUUUCCUGGAAGCCUCUGUCUCAGAUUUUGAUGCCAGCCUUGCCGUUAAUGCUCGUGGCCUCUUUAUCUUCGCCCAAGCGGCCCUCCCUUCCUUGCUCGAGGCUGUGCCCACCAGCCCGUAUCCGCCAUCCCUGAUUAUCACGGGCGCGACAGCCUCGGUGCGCGGAUCCGCACGUUUUGGGCCAUUUGCGGCAGGCAAGUUUGCCGUGCGGGCGCUGGGCCAGAGCCUGGCGCGGGAGUUUGGCCCCCGCGGCGUGCACGUCGCACACGUGAUUGUCGACGGCGUGAUCGACAUCCCUCGGACGAAGGAGUAUGUUGUGAAUGAGGGCAAGGAGGAUGGGAAAAUCAGCGCUGAUGCGAUUGCCGAGAGUUAUUGGCAUCUGCAUACGCAGCAUCGGUCGAGCUUCACGCACGAGCUGGAUCUGCGGCCAUACGUCGAAAAGUUUUGAGGGCUAAGGUCAGGCUCACGUUUCGGUCAUUCUCGGGGAUGCUGUGGCAUGAUGAGGUCAAAAUGUUAGGUAAUAAUGAUAGCCCACUUAGUGAAGAUGCAACUGUCGGCAAAGGCGGGCACGAAAGGUGGUUCGGACAAUGCUGGACUGGGAGUAACAUCGUCGUUCUCCGAUAUCGAGAAAUAUAUUUGGCCGUAACCCCUAUAUAACCGACCCGGUUGCCUCCCUGGGGCCGCACACCUUAUCCUAGU
Messenger RNA from Chaetomium strumarium, 1236 nucleotides. RefSeq lists its product as uncharacterized. The transcript has 4 exons. The record is from RefSeq and is a predicted model, not a curated record. NCBI's taxonomy places the organism in Eukaryota, Fungi, Ascomycota, Sordariomycetes, Sordariales, Chaetomiaceae. The coding region runs from base 242 to 985 and encodes 247 amino acids.